Pygocentrus nattereri (red-bellied piranha) is the source of this 4185-nucleotide messenger RNA. It is a transcript of the gene gucy1a2, whose product is annotated as guanylate cyclase 1, soluble, alpha 2. The record is from RefSeq and is a predicted model, not a curated record. Gene Ontology annotation, biological process: response to oxygen levels; cGMP biosynthetic process. The coding region runs from base 263 to 2461 and encodes 732 amino acids. Gene Ontology annotation, molecular function: heme binding; guanylate cyclase activity. Lineage: Eukaryota; Metazoa; Chordata; Actinopteri; Characiformes; Serrasalmidae. The transcript is spliced from 9 exons. Gene Ontology annotation, cellular component: guanylate cyclase complex, soluble.
GGGUCAGUCUCUCCCGCUGCUGCUGCUCAAGCGGAUCGCGCGCCGCUCCUUUCUCUCCGAUCCUCGUGCGUGUGGAUGAAAGCCCGCGCGCGCGUCCGUGAUGCAGGACCGGUCAGCGCGAGAGCCACCACAUCGAGCGACGGCAGACGACGAGCGGCAGACAUCAGACAGCGAGAUCAAAGCCAAAGCGGCAAGCGCGCGCCUGCUGGAGCCGCCGCCGCCGCCGCCACCGCGUGCGUGAGAUGAGCGCGUGACCUGCAGCAUGUCCGCGCGGAAGGUCUCGUCCGAGUCGUUCAGCUCCGCGAGCUCGGAGUGUGUGGAGAGCCCUGAGCGCGCGGACUGGCCGGACUGCCCGCUCGCGCUCUGGAACGGCCGCAGCCCCGCGCGCGCGGCACCCCGGCGCAGGAGACGCGUGAACCUGGACUCGCUGGGGGAGAGUCUGAGGAGACUUACAUCACCGACGACGCAGACGAUUCAGCAGGCUCUGCAGAGAACUGUGGAGUUCUACAGGCACAGAAAUAUCAGCAGUGAGGAUGGCGCUGAGGAGAAGUGUGUGUUAGAGAAGUGUCCAUUUAUAAACUCGCAAUCCGAUGACCAGACUGACAUCUCAGGAAUACUGCAGUACACCGCCGCUAUAGUGGGUAUUGGGUUUCCUACGCUGCGUGAGCGUUUUGGGGAGGAGUUUUUUGGCUUGUGUCUGGAGGAGAAUGAGAGGGUUCUGCGUUCUCUGGGCGGGAACCUGCAGGAUUUCUUCAACGGCUUUGAUGCCCUGUUGGAGCAUGCCCGGACCUCGUACGGCCGCAGAGCGUCCUCAGAAUCACCCUCGUUUCUGUGCAAAGAUGCCCAUGGAGAGACAGACGACGAUACCGAGACAGAAAAGGAGAAAGGAAAGACUCUUCUUCUGCACUGCUUCAACCCUGACCCCACGGUGGGCGUGGCAAUGCCGGGCCUUAUCCGGGCAGCCGCUUGCCGGAUUUACCAAUCAGAAGUCCAGGUGGAGGAGACCGAUCCCACCUGGCUCCAUGUGGCCAGCGAGGAUGGAGAACUGUCUGCAGACUCAACCCCUUCGUCAUCUCCAUCCCCGCCCACUUCUACACCCCCGGCCUGCCUGUCCUUCCGCAUAAGAGAGGUCAGGACAUCUUUGUCAUCUUCGUCGUCCUCCUCUUCCUCACGGCAGCUGUCGCGCUCGCCUUUGGAUCUGCGGAUCAGCCUCAGCACGUUCUGCAGGGCGUGUCCAUUCCACCUGGUCAUUGGCCCCAGCAUGGAGGUGCUGCAAGUGGGGGAGGGGCUAAGGCAGGUGGGGGAGGGGCUUAGGAAGCCACACCGGACACUGAGUUUCAGCGACAGCUUCCAGCUCGUCUCUCCCAGGAUUCCUUGCUCUUUCCAGAACAUUCUGCUACGCCUGGCCACACCAUUUACCAUCCGCACGCGGCCCGACUCGUCCGGUUUGGACAGCAAGGAGAAGGUGAUGGAGCUGAAAGGCCAGAUGAUCCACCUGCCCGAGUCCAACUCCAUUAUGUUCCUCGGCUCACCGCGCGUCGACAGGCUGGAGGAGCUGAUGGGACGGGGCCUGCACCUCUCCGACAUCCCCAUCCAUGAUGCAACCCGUGACGUCAUCCUGGUGGGUGAGCAGGCAAAGGCCCAGGACGGUCUGAAGAAGCGGAUGGAUAAGCUUAAGGCCACUCUGGAGCGGACCCACCAGGCCCUGGAGGAGGAGAAGCGGCGGACUGUGGAGCUGCUCUACUCCAUCUUCCCAGGCGACGUGGCGCAGAGGCUCUGGCAGGGCCUGCCCGUCCAGGCCAAGAAGUUUGAUGACGUCACCAUGCUGUUCUCGGACAUCGUGGGCUUCACAGCUGUUUGCGCUCAGUGCACACCCAUGCAGGUUAUCAGCAUGCUCAACGAGCUCUAUACGCGCUUUGACUACCAGUGUGGCGUGCUGGAUGUCUACAAGAUUGAGACUAUAGGUGAUGCAUACUGUGUGGCUGCUGGGCUCCAUAAGAAGUGUGAGAGCCACGCUCGGCCCAUCGCCCUGAUGGCCCUGAAGAUGAUGGAGCUCUCAGAGGAGGUUCUCACGCCGGACGCUAAACCCAUACAGUUGCGUAUAGGGAUCCACUCCGGCUCAGUGCUGGCGGGAGUUGUCGGGGUGAAGAUGCCGCGUUACUGCCUCUUCGGAAACAACGUCACACUGGCCAGCAAAUUCGAGUCUGGCAGCAAACCGCGCUGCAUUAACGUCAGCCCAACCACAUACCAACUCCUCCGUGAUGACCGCUCCUUUUCUUUCGUUCCACGUUCCCGUCAGGACCUUCCUGACAACUUUCCCAAAGAGAUCUCGGGAAUCUGCUACUUCCUGGAGGCGGGCAGGUCCCACAGCCAUGCCCCUCUGACCAGCACUCGCUCCGCCCCCAUCCGGAAGGUGUCCUACAACAUCGGGACCAUGUUUCUACGCGAGACCAGCCUCUGAGUUAAACCCCGCCCACCUGCUACUAAACCACGCCUUGCAGGCUAGUGUUGCCCUAGGCAACCAGUUGCUCUGCCUCUCGGACACUGCGCUCCGCCCCCAGGGGUGAACAGAUGAGAUGAGGACUAGAGGAGACGUGAAUAUUCAUGAAUAUUCAAAUUUUACUUUAAAGAGACUUGGAAAUUUAAAUAUAUAUAUUUGAAUAAAUAUAUAUAUGAUAUAUAUUUGCAUAAAGCCUUCUGCUCCACUACAUACGCAACAUGCACACACAGAUAUACCAUAAUAACAAUAAUAUAAACACUAGACACACAAGUAUAGCGUACAGCAGUGCCAAGAUAUGCCACACACACACACACACACAUUUAUAAACACAGAUAUACAAUAACGAUAAAACUUCCUGUGUAUCUUUGCGUUUCAUGUGGCGUCACACUGAGUAACCGUUGAAUGUGCUAAGCUAAUGAGGCGCCUGUCUGUUUGCUGCACUGUUGGCUGCUGUAGCCGUAAAAUAAGUGAGGGAUUAGCGAUGGAGUCAGCAGGUCGCAGGAAUCAGCUCCAGCCUCAUCUCUUUAAUGAUAUUUGACAUUCCCAGGAGCACCGAAUGGUGAACGGUGAUGGUCCGUACUUCCCCCUGAUCAUGCUAGACCCCCAAAGUCCAGGUAGUGUGAUCACUCUGUCCCAGGUCCACUUAAAGCAAUGGGCUCAGAGUUCUUCAGAUUGAUGUCGUAUGUGCUGUGGAUGGUCCUAUAUAUCACCAAAAGUAGAAGAACCCAUUUUGGUACUAUGUAGAACCCUUUUCAAAAAGGAUUAUCCACUAGGGGUUCCACAGAGUAGUGGAGUUUACUGCUCGGUGAUGACACUUUAAUCUUGAGUCUCUGAUCAUGUGAUUAUCACAGUAAUAACGUGGAUCGCAGAGGUGAGGAGGCUGAUGAUUUCAGAGUCCAGUUUCAAGUCGGUUACUCUUAUUUUCUCCAUGGUACAGCACUUUAAAUUCCUCUGGCUCUCCAGACCUCCAUCAUGGGUGAUUGCCUUGGCAAGGCCACCUAGGGUGCGCCUAAGUAGGAUACACAUUUAUGAGAUUCUGCGGUCUGUAUCUCCGGUUCCCUGAAAGCCAGCAAUGUGAUCCAGGGCUCGUUGGAAAGGACACAUCCUGCUCUACUGACCUGUGGAGUUGGGCCUCAUUGGGGAUUUCUAAAGUCACUUGUUUACAAGUGUUCACUUCUGCUGUGGUUUCAUUCAUGAUGUCAUCGUGAUUAGCUGAUGUCGACUCGACUUUACAUGACUGUCGACUUUAAAACAUCUGAAGUUGUGCAAUCCCUAAUAUCCAGUAAUGCUUUCUCUUAAAAGCGAUGUGCUCUAGUUUGAAUCUUCUUUCACAUCUAGUUCUGUUCACAUCAUUCCAGAAAUACUGUUCCAAGCAUGGCGGAGACAACGGAAAAGAUUGCACAACUGAAAUGCAACGAUACACAAACACACACAUUCACACAGUACUGUGUAAGAGUCCGAGACCCCCACACAUCUGUUUAACUUACAGUCAAAACACUCACUCAGUACAGAUGUCUGUACAGAUAUAAGAUAGUCCACCUGUACAACAAAGAAGAAUGACAAACAGGAGUUUCCAAAACUGGAGUUCAAAAACUGAUUAAAAGCUCCAGUGAAAAUGUGGCUCCUAACAACCACCCGGAAGAGCUGGUAGACCCCAAAACUGCCCCCAUCAGAUAAACAGCACU